CCAUCUCCCUCUCACUCUCAUAAUACAGUUUGUAAUGGCGUUAAGGGUGAUACACGGAUCUUUCUCCUCUACCGUUCUGCGAUUCUCUCUCCUGUUGGCGUUCUUCUUCUUCUGUUGCUCUUCAUGGAGGAUGGUUGAUGGGUAUGGAAUGCCUGGAGGAAGGAAAGAGGUUAAGGAUGUGAAGAACAAUAAGGAGGUUCAAGAUCUUGGGAGCUUCUCAGUGAAUAGAUACAACAAGAAUCAACAUCAUUACCAGCAAGGGCAAGGUUGGUCCACCGGAAAAGGAAAAGGAGCAGACGGUCCUUUGGAGUUCAAGGAAGUGGUGAAGGCGCAGACUCAGGUGGUGUCAGGGUUAAAGUAUUACCUCACCAUCUCUGCUUCUCAGGGCGGAGUUCCCAAAACAUUCGAUGCUGUUGUGGUUGUGAAGCCGUGGAUUCAGUCCAAGCAACUCCUCGCCUUUGCCCCUUCUACUAAUUGAAAACAUGUUUUUUCUGUCUUUGUAAUCUAGGAUAGGAUCGCUUUC
Telopea speciosissima is the source of this 523-nucleotide messenger RNA. RefSeq names its product cysteine proteinase inhibitor B-like. The coding region runs from base 35 to 478 and encodes 147 amino acids. The record is from RefSeq and is a predicted model, not a curated record. NCBI's taxonomy places the organism in Eukaryota, Viridiplantae, Streptophyta, Magnoliopsida, Proteales, Proteaceae. Gene Ontology annotation, molecular function: cysteine-type endopeptidase inhibitor activity. The transcript has a single exon.